Purpureocillium takamizusanense is the source of this 2580-nucleotide messenger RNA. RefSeq lists its product as uncharacterized. The coding region runs from base 283 to 2199 and encodes 638 amino acids. The record is from RefSeq and is a predicted model, not a curated record. NCBI's taxonomy places the organism in Eukaryota, Fungi, Ascomycota, Sordariomycetes, Hypocreales, Ophiocordycipitaceae. The transcript has 2 exons. Gene Ontology annotation, cellular component: transcription factor TFIID complex. Gene Ontology annotation, biological process: DNA-templated transcription initiation.
AGCAAACCUCCACCCUGCUCGACGACGCUCUCCUCCGCCGCCUACUUGUGCCUGUCGCAUCGCAUCAGCAUCAACGACCGACUCGGUGGCGCUCACACAGAUAACUGCAUAGAUUACACGUGUCUGACACGUCCUCGCGCGUCGGAUGGGCCAAGCGACCUUGAUCGAGGCAGGCUCUGUUGCCUGCUAAGUUCGCGGCCGCUGGCCACCCUUGCCGCGCCCUUCGCUCGCUCACGACCUCUCGCCGCCGCGAUAGAACCGCCACGGCAAGAUCCCGGCAACAUGGCGCAGCCUCAGCACCAGGCGCCGCCCCCGCGUGCCUUCUCGCCUCCGCAGCACUCGCCAUCACCGGCCGCCGGUACCCCGUCGGCGUUCGCCUUGCCCCCGAACAAGCGUGUCCGGACCGAUGGCCCGCCGUCUCAGCCCGGGUCGCCGUACGCGCCCUCGCCAUUUGCUGCGAGCCCCGGCGCUGCUGGCACGCCUCCGAUGACGGCCGCGUCACCUACGUUCUCGGCGACUCCUCCGCUGUCUGCCACAUACGCGACGCCAUAUACCAACGGCGCCGCGACGCCGGGCCUGAACCUGCCUGAUGGUCGCGCAAGCAGCGCCACGCCCGUACAGAUGCCACAUGCCGCGCCUCCGCAGAUGGCUCAGCCUCAGUAUACCAACGCCAUGAUGACUCCCAUCCAGCAGGCGGUCGCGUCUCCCGCCCCGUCCGCGAACGUUAUGGGCCCUCCACAGCGCCCUGCGGAUAGACCCACGAAAGAUUAUGAAUACGACGUCACGGAUUCGUUGGCCGGGACGGGAAUCGAUUUGCGCGCCGAGGAGCAGUACAUGUCCGACUUGUACUCGAAUGCGCUAGACUCCAAUACGGCCGACGCCAGGACGGGACUGGCCUACAACCAAGCCGGUUCGAAGUCGACUUUCUACGGCGCAGGGCCCGCCAAUCAGCCCGCCGAGCCGACGUCUACGUCCAACCAGGAUGAGCUCGCCGCAAAGGCCGCCGAGCGAGCCUGGGCUGAGUCGUCAAUGCGGCUGGCCGUGCAAAGGACCCAGGAAAUUAAUGACCCUUUCCUGUUGGUGGCUCUGCUCCAUCAGCGCGCGGACAAGAUUGCCCGAGAGCAUGGCAUCGGCCUCAACCUGGAGAUGAAAAACCCGCAGCCUAUGGGCAAGAUGAGGCUGCCAGAACAGUUCCCCCAGCCGCAAGUCACUGUCCGCAUGGAGCCAGGCCCCGACUCGGCCAUGGUCCAAACGACCGGCUCCUACAUUCCGCAGGAAUCGUUCCUCGUCGAUCAGCUCGCCCUUACGUCGAUUGCGACAAAGCACAGGUUACGCGGCCUUGUGGAAGAGGCUUGCGUGAUUGCCAUUCAUCGGCAAAAGACAUCCCACGGAGACGUGCCCAAAGAGUGGGAGUCUGCAGCUGCACCCAUGAACGCCGAGGUCUUGGAGCCCAUGCACGAGCCAGGUGAACCCAUGGAUAUGGACUGUGCCGAAGACCCUGGCACGAACCCGUUGAAGCGGUCCGCCGAUGCAGCGAUGCUGGGCGAUGGCGCGUCUCCACCACCCGUGAAGAAGCUCCCCAAGAUCGGAGGAUCCAAUGCCACGGUACCGAUGAGAGAGCGAGCCAGGCAGGACCGCGAGUGGGAAGAGGCUCGGCUUCGAAAACGCCAGCGCCGCAAAGAUGGCGGUCCAGAUGGGACUGCGACGCCGACACGAGCAGGCAGCGUGGCUCCCGCAACACCUGGAUCGGUCGCGCCGGAACCGGAGAAGGCGAUGACCAAGAAGGAGAUGAAGAAGAACCAAGCCUUGAAGGCAGCGGAAGCCAACAGCCACGCCAACCAGAACUUGACCAGCAGCAUGUUUGCAGGUCUCGGCGGCAAAGGUGGCUUAUUCGGGAAGAAGAAGACGGGCAAGACAUACGACUGGAUGAAUGUCGGCCGAAGCGGCAGUGGCGCAAGCACCCCUACUCGGCCAACGCCCGGGCCCAAGGGCGCGAGCGGGAUGCCUGGCACGCCGUCCGGAGCCAACCACCCCCUCACGACCGAAGGCCGCAAUCGACUCGGCACGUGGCGUGAAGACAAGGAGAAGGGCAAGAACAUCCAACUGCGAGACUGGGUUGUGGUCCUCGAGAGAGACGGGCGAGAAUCCAAGGCCCUGUCAACAGCCCAUUCGCAGCUGGACGCCUCUCUCCCAAGAUAAUUUAGAAGCACGGACCAGAAAAUUGGAUGACGACGGUGCCGCUACCACCACGUGGAAAAGGGGAUACCAGGUGUGGGCAUGGGAGACGGGGGGCUUGCGGGAGAUACCCAUCGCCGUGCAUUGGUCUUUUGAUUUGAUUGUGAUUUUCGUUAGCCCGGCGUUAUACCAGGACAAGGUUGAAGUGGCUGUUUUUCGACAGCUUGGGCGACAUGUCGAGCUCAUGAUGGGAACAGGGGCACGUGGAUCAACGCCUACGCGAGUGAGAGAGGGCGAGAGAGCGCUGGUGUCAGCUUCGGAACGGAGUAGCUGGCGCCUCACAAUACCUAGUCGAGUCGAGGGCUAGGAACCCGCGAGGAAAACGUCAUACAACUAUUAAGAUAU